AGAGGCCCUCAGGAUGGUGUGUGUGUGUGAGGGGGGCUCAUUAUUUGGAGCUCUCUCCCCUGCCUGGGGGGGGUCCCAGGAGUUAGGCGCCUCCCCCACGCCAGUGAGCGGUCCAGCCGCCCUCUCCGGGGGUCUCAGUGCGGGCUGUGCCCCAACACGCGGUCAGGGGCGGGCGGCCUGGGCGCUGUGAGGCAGGUGCCGCGAGACCGUUUUCACAGCUCCCACCAGCGGGCCUGGGCAGGGCGCUUCGGGCCCGACACAGGCUCAGCCUGGCAGGCGGCCGCUUUUCCAAGAAACUUGAGCCCCGCGCGCUGCCGUCCCAGCCCCUCCAAACGAGCCCAGAGGGCUGUCGCGGCGCGCCCGGCUCCGUAGGUCCCCGGCACUCCCGCGGCGGAUCCGAGCAGGCCGGCGCCCGCGCCUGCACCCCCCACCAUGUCCGCCCUCGCCAAGGCCUCCGGCGUCCUCAAGUCAGUGGACUAUGAAGUGUUCGGUCGGGUGCAGGGUGUUUGUUUCAGAAUGUACACAGAAGAUGAAGCUAGGAAAAUGGGAGUAGUUGGCUGGGUUAAAAAUACCAGACAAGGGACUGUUACUGGCCAAGUUCAGGGCCCAGAAGAUAAAGUAAAUGCGAUGUAAUGGAACCCGAACUGCUGAGGAAUAGGCUGACGGAUCUCGCCAGCACGUCAUGUUUGGCUGUCGAGUUACUCCUUAAGAUCCAAACUGACGGUGAGGACUCCAAU
Chelonoidis abingdonii (Abingdon island giant tortoise) is the source of this 737-nucleotide messenger RNA. The record is from RefSeq and is a predicted model, not a curated record. NCBI's taxonomy places the organism in Eukaryota, Metazoa, Chordata, Testudines, Testudinidae.